Molecule: messenger RNA, 1779 nt
Organism: Prosopis cineraria
Lineage: Eukaryota; Viridiplantae; Streptophyta; Magnoliopsida; Fabales; Fabaceae
Product: tRNA dimethylallyltransferase 9-like
Exons: 11
Coding region: 151-1491 (446 amino acids)
Biological process (GO): cytokinin biosynthetic process; tRNA modification
Molecular function (GO): tRNA dimethylallyltransferase activity
Source: RefSeq, a predicted model, not a curated record
AAAAAAAAAAAAAAAAGUCAUGUAGCGGAAGCCUCUGGGUUUAAAGUUUGGUUUGCAGGAGCGGAACGGGGCUCUCUAAGCUUGUUCCUGCCUCUCAACUCUCAUUGCUUUCUAGAGGAUGUGAUUAGCGGUAGAUGGUGUAGUCUCCGAAUGUGUUGCUUGCAUCUCCCUUGCUUCUCAGAGAAAUGUCUUCUCCGACCAGCUCGGUUAUCUUUCUCUUGCCGCCGCCGCCUUUUUGCCACCGCGUCCUCGGUUUCCGGUGCCACUAAGAAGGAGAAUAAAGAGAAGGUCAUAGUCAUUUCUGGUCCCACAGGGUCUGGUAAAAGCAGGCUUGCUUUAGAGCUCGCGAAGCGCCUCAAUGGCGAAAUUAUCAGUGCGGAUUCUGUCCAGGUAUACCAGGGUCUUGAUGUUGGAUCAGCAAAGCCAUCCAAAAUUGAUAGAAAGGAGGUGCCACAUCAUCUGGUUGACAUAUUGCACCCAUCUGAAGAUUAUUCUGUUGGACAAUUUUUUGAGGAUGCAAGGCAAGCUACAAGAUGUAUUCUUGACAACAGUCAUGUUCCUAUUGUCGUUGGGGGGACUGGAUUGUACUUAAGAUGGUUCAUUUAUGGAAAGCCUGAGGUCCCCAAAGCCUCUCAAGAGAUUACAUCUGAAGUGUAUUUGGAGUUAGCUGAAUUACAGAGGAACGGAAAAUGGGAUGCAGCUGUGCGGUUGGUUGUAGAAGCAGGUGACCCGAAGGCCCAAUUUAUAACUCCCAAUGAUUGGUACCGAUUACGACGUAGCCUUGAGGUUAUUAAGUCUAGUGGAUCACCUCCAUCUGCUUUUCGGGUACCAUAUGAUUCUUUUAGGGAACAAGGAGAUUCUAGUGUUGUGGACAACUCUGACUAUUCUGAUGUCAAUGCUACUGGUGAUGGAAUGAAAGUAACAUCCUCAGAUUUGGACUACGAGUUCAUUUGUUUUUUCCUUUCUACACGAAGGCUUGACCUCUAUAGAUCAAUUGAUUAUCGCUGUGAAGAUAUGCUAUUAGAGAGGGAUGGGAUAUUGUCUGAGGCUCAAUGGCUUCUUAAUAUUGGUCUUCAUCCAAAUUCAAAUUCUGCAACAAAAGCAAUUGGUUACAGGCAGGCCAUGGACUACUUAGUAAGAUGCAGACAGCAAGGGGGUCAGAGUUCAGUUCGAGAAUUCUUCAGUUUUUUAACUGAAUUUCAAAAGGCGUCUAGGAAUUUCGCCAAAAGACAAUUGACAUGGUUUCGAAAUGAACAUAUAUACCACUGGCUUGAUGCUUCUAAACCUCUGGACACUAUUCUAGACUUCAUCUAUGAAUCUUACCAUGAUAAGAGUGGAACUCUCAUUGUUCCCGAACACUUGAGAAUGUCUAGAGAUGUUUCUAAUGGUCGAGAAGCUAAUGACCUCAAGGUCUACCGCCCCCAAAAUAGGCUUUUCUUGAAUAAAGAAGAUUGCUUUCCUGUUCUGAACUGGAUGAAAACUCAAGUCUGAAUUUUGGGUUCUCUUGAAGUUGCCUCAAUUUUGACAUGACACGGAAAAAACGACGAAUCUUUCAGUUUGAGCAGCAAGGUCUGUCUCGAUUGCUUGUUUACCUGAAUGCAUUUCAUUUUGCUUUUGGGUUAGAUGUAAAGAAAGGCAAAGGAAGACCGAUGACAACAGUCAAGAAAGCUGUUGAAUGAGAUCUUUUGAUUAACAAUAUAUUUAAAGAUUUGAUUGUUGAUAGAAUAUAAUGACAUUAUACAAUUCAUGUAGUCGAUCUCCCCUAUGCUUGUUAUUGUU